Molecule: messenger RNA, 5649 nt
Organism: Rattus rattus (black rat)
Lineage: Eukaryota; Metazoa; Chordata; Mammalia; Rodentia; Muridae
Product: receptor-type tyrosine-protein phosphatase V
Exons: 35
Coding region: 401-5521 (1706 amino acids)
Biological process (GO): protein dephosphorylation
Molecular function (GO): protein binding; protein tyrosine phosphatase activity
Source: RefSeq, a predicted model, not a curated record
UCCAGCCCUUUGCUGAGCGCUCUCAGUCUGCUCAGUAGAAGCUGGACCUUCCUUCCCCCCUUUCCUGGUGACCUUCUCCAGUUUGUGGGAGGAAGAGGGGGUGACUUGUUCUCUUCUGCCCGGUAAUUAUCUCCCUUCAGUGUGGGGGAUGCCCAAGGCCUGGCUUCAGGCUGCGGGAGAGCAGAGGAGGAGUUGGGAGAACAGCCUCCAACAGCUGCCUGCCGGGAGGGACCAGGCUAGUUCACACUUGGAAGUUGGGAUGCCAGGAGCAGCCUUCUGUCUUCCGCGCCUUCCUCGGUCUCCUGGUCAGCUCAUUCCACACUGAGAUGAUUCUAAAGAAAGAUCCUCACACAGACUCUGCUAGAAGAAACAAAGUGAAGUGUCCCCAGACUUUAUCAGGAUGAGGCCCCUGAUUCUGUUAGCUGCCCUCCUCUGGCUCCGGGGCUUUUUGGCCGAGGACGGCGCAUGCUCAUCCUUGGAAGGGAGCCCAGACAGACAGGGUGGAGGUCCACUUCUGAGCGUGAACAUCAGUAGCCAUGGAAAGUCUACCAGCCUGUUUCUGAGCUGGGUAGCUGCAGAGCCGGGCGGAUUUGACUAUGCCCUCAGCCUCAGGAGUGUGAACUCCUCAGGUUCUCCACAAGGGCAACAGCUCCAGGUUCACACAAAUGAGUCCGGCUUUGAGUUCCAUGGCCUGGUGCCAGGGAGUCGCUACCAGCUAGAACUGACCGUCCUAAGACCCUGUUGGCAGAAUGCCACAAUUACCCUCACUGCCCGAACUGCCCCGACAGUGGUCCGUGGACUGCAGCUGCAUAGCGCUGGGAGCCCAGCCAGGCUGGAAGCCUCGUGGAGCGAUGCCCCUGGAGAUCAAGACAGCUACCAACUUCUCCUCUACCACCUGGAAUCCCAAACUCUGGCAUGCAAUGUCUCUGUGUCCCCUGACACCCUGUCUUACAGUUUUGGCGACCUUUUGCCAGGUACUCAGUAUGUCUUGGAGGUUAUCACCUGGGCUGGCAGUCUCCAUGCGAAGACUAGUAUCCUCCAGUGGACAGAGCCUGUCCCUCCUGAUCACCUAGCACUACGUGCCUUGGGUACCAGUAGCCUGCAAGCCUUCUGGAACAGCUCUGAAGGGGCCACCUCGUUUCACCUGAUGCUCACAGACCUCCUCGGGGGCACCAACACGACUGCGGUGGUCAGACAAGGGGUCUCAACCCACACCUUUCUUCACCUAUCUCCGGGUACACCUCAUGAGCUGAAGAUUUGUGCUUCUGCUGGGCCCCACCAGAUUUGGGGACCCAAUGCCACCGAGUGGACCUAUCCCUCUUACCCAUCUGACCUGGUGCUGACUCCCUUACGGAAUGAGCUCUGGGCCAGCUGGAAGGCAGGGCUGGGAGCCCGGGACGGCUAUGCACUGAAGUUAAGUGGGCCAAUGGAGAGUACGUCUACCCUGGGCCCGGAAGAGUGCAAUGCUGUCUUCCCAGGGCCCCUGCCUCCGGGACACUACACUUUGCAGCUGAAGGUUCUAGCUGGACCUUAUGAUGCCUGGGUGGAGGGCAGUACCUGGCUGGCUGACUCUGCUGCCCUUCCCAGGGAGGUCCCUGGUGCCAGACUGUGGCUAGAUGGACUGGAAGCUUCCAAGCAGCCUGGGAGACGGGCGCUACUCUAUUCUGACGAUGCCCCAGGCCCCCUAGGGAACAUCUCUGUGCCCUCUGGUGCCACUCACGUCAUUUUCUGUGGCCUGGUACCUGGAGCCCACUAUAGGGUGGACAUUGCUUCAUCCACGGGGGCCAUCUCUCAGAGCAUCUCAGGCUAUACAAGUCCCCUGCCACCGCAGUCACUGGAGGUCAUCAGCAGGAGCAGCCCAUCUGACCUGACUAUUGCUUGGGGUCCAGCACCAGGGCAGCUGGAAGGUUAUAAGGUUACCUGGCAUGAGGACGGCAGCCAGAGGUCUCCUGGCGACCCUGUUGACUUGGGCCCUGACACUUUGAGCCUGACUCUGAAAUCUCUGGUACCCGGCUCCUGCUACACCGUGUCAGCAUGGGCCUGGGCCGGGAACCUCAGCUCUGACUCUCAGAAGAUUCACAGCUGCACCCGCCCCGCUCCUCCCACCAACCUGAGUCUGGGCUUUGCCCACCAGCCUGCGGCACUGAAGGCUUCCUGGCAUCACCCACCGGGUGGCUGGGAUGCCUUUCACUUACGGCUUUACAGGCUGAGGCCUCUGACACUGGAAAGUGAGAAGGUCCUACCUCGGGAGGCCCAGAACUUCUCCUGGGCCCAGCUGACUGCAGGCUGUGAGUUCCAGGUACAGCUGUCUACCUUGUGGGGGCCCGAGAGAAGCAGCAGUGCCAACGCCACAGGCUGGACACCCCCUUCAGCUCCUACACUGGUAAACGUGACCAGCGAUGCUCCCACCCAGCUCCAAGUAUCCUGGGCCCACGUUCCUGGGGGCCGGAGCCGCUACCAAGUGACCCUAUACCAGGAGAGUACCCGGACAGCCACCAGCAUCAUGGGGCCCAAGGAAGAUGGCACGAGCUUUUUGGGUUUGACUCCUGGCACUAAGUACAAGGUGGAAGUCAUCUCCUGGGCUGGGCCCCUCUACACUGCAGCAGCCAACGUUUCUGCCUGGACCUACCCACUCAUACCCAACGAGCUGCUCGUGUCAAUACAGGCAGGCAGUGCUGUGGUUAACCUGGCCUGGCCCAGUGGUCCCCUGGGGCAAGGGGCAUGCCACGCCCAACUCUCAGAUGCUGGACACCUCUCAUGGGAGCAACCCCUGAAACUAGGCCAAGAGCUCUUCAUGCUCAGGGAUCUCACACCAGGACAUACCAUCUCGAUGUCAGUGAAGUGUCGGGCAGGGCCGCUCCAGGCCUCCACGCACCUUGUGAUGCUGUCUGUGGAGCCUGGCCCUGUGGAAGAUGUGCUCUGUCAUCCAGAGGCCACCUACCUGGCCCUGAACUGGACGAUGCCUGCUGGAGACGUGGAUGUCUGUCUAGUAGUGGUAGAGCGGCUGGUGCCGGGAGGGGGUACUCAUUUUGUCUUCCAGGUCAACACCUCAGGGGAUGCUCUCCUGUUGCCCAACUUGAUGCCCACCACUUCUUACCGCCUUAGCCUCACCGUUCUGGGCAGGAAUAGCCGGUGGAGCCGGGCGGUUUCCCUGGUGUGCAGUACUUCUGCUGAGGCUUGGCACCCCCCAGAGCUAGCUGAGCCCCCCCAGGUGGAGCUGGGGACAAGGAUGGGUGUGACAGUCACGAGUGGCAUGUUUGGUAAAGAUGAUGGGCAGAUCCAGUGGUAUGGCAUAAUUGCCACCAUCAACAUGACACUGGCCCAGCCUUCCCGGGAAGCCAUCAAUCACACGUGGUAUGACCACUACUAUAGAGGAUGUGAGUCCUUCCUGGCUCUCCUGUUCCCAAACCCCUUCUACCCAGAGCCUUGGGCUGGGCCAAGAUCCUGGACAGUACCUGUGGGUACUGAGGACUGUGACAACAUCCAAGAGAUAUGCAAUGGGCGUCUCAAGUCAGGCUUCCAGUAUAGGUUCAGCGUUGUGGCCUUCAGUAGGCUCAACACUCCGGAGACGAUCCUCGCCUUCUCGGCCUUCUCAGAGCCCCAGGCCAGCAUCUCUCUGUCGAUCAUUCCCCUGACAGUUAUGCUGGGGGCUGUGGUAGGCAGCAUUGUCAUUGUGUGUGCAGUGCUAUGCUUGCUCCGCUGGCGGUGCCUGAAGGGACCAAGGUCAGAGAAGGAUGGCUUUUCCAAGGAGCUGAUGCCUUACAACCUGUGGCGGACCCAUCGGCCUAUCCCCAUCCAUAGCUUCCGGCAGAGCUAUGAGGCCAAGAGUGCACAUGCACACCAGACCUUCUUCCAGGAAUUUGAGGAGCUGAAGGAGGUAGGCAAGGACCAACCCCGACUAGAGGCUGAGCAUCCGGACAACAUCAUCAAGAACCGGUACCCACACGUGCUGCCCUAUGACCACUCCAGGGUCAGGCUGACCCAGCUACCAGGAGAGCCUCAUUCUGACUACAUCAAUGCCAACUUCAUCCCAGGCUAUAGCCACACACAGGAGAUCAUUGCCACCCAGGGGCCUCUCAAAAAGACGCUAGAGGACUUCUGGCGGCUGGUAUGGGAGCAGCAAGUCCACGUGAUCAUCAUGCUGACUGUGGGCAUGGAGAACGGGCGGGUACUGUGUGAGCACUACUGGCCAGCCAACUCCACGCCUGUUACUCACGGUCACAUCACCAUCCACCUCCUGGCAGAGGAGCCUGAGGAUGAGUGGACCAGGAGGGAAUUCCAGCUGCAGCACGGUACCGAGCAAAAACAGAGGCGAGUGAAGCAGCUGCAGUUCACUACCUGGCCAGAUCACAGUGUCCCCGAGGCUCCUGGCUCUCUGCUCGCUUUUGUAGAACUGGUACAGGAGCAGGUGCAGGCCACUCAGGGCAAAGGACCCAUCCUGGUGCAUUGCAGUGCUGGCGUGGGGAGGACAGGCACCUUUGUGGCUCUCUUGCGGCUACUGCGACAACUAGAGGAAGAGAAGGUGGCUGAUGUGUUCAACGCUGUGUACAUACUCCGGUUGCACCGGCCCCUCAUGAUCCAGACCCUGAGUCAAUACAUCUUCCUGCACAGUUGCCUGCUGAACAAGAUUCUGGAAGGGCCCUCUGACAGCUCAGACUUCGGCCCCAUCUCUGUGAUGAAUUUUGCACAGGCUUGUGCCAAGAGGGCAGCCAACGCCAAUGCUGGUUUCUUGAAGGAGUACAAGCUCCUGAAGCAGGCCAUCAAGGAUGGGACUGGCUCUCUGCUGCCCCCUCCUGACUAUAAUCAGAACAGCAUUGUCUCCCGUCGUCAUUCUCAGAAGCAGUUCGCCCUGGUGGAGGAGUGCCCUGAGGAUAGCAUGCUGGAAGCCUCGCUCUUCCCUGGUGGGCCAUCUGGUUGUGAUCAUGUGGUGCUGACUGGCUCGGCCGGACCAAAGGAACUCUGGGAAAUGGUGUGGGAGCAUGAUGCCCAUGUGCUCGUCUCCCUGGGCCUGCCUGAUACCAAGGAGAAGCCACCAGACAUCUGGCCAAUGGAGAUGCAGCCUAUUGUCACAGACAUGGUGACAGUGCACAGAGUGUCUGAGAGCAGCACAACAACUGGCUGGCCCAGCACCCUCUUCAGAGUCAUACACGGGGAAAGUGGAAAGGAAAGGCAGGUUCAAUGCCUGCAGUUUCCAUGCUCCGAGUCUGGGUGUGAGCUCCCAGCUAACACCCUACUGACCUUCCUUGAUGCUGUGGCCCAGUGCUGCUUCCGGGGCAAGAGCAAGAAGCCAGGGACCCUGCUCAGCCACUCCAGCAAAAACACAAACCAGCUGGGCACCUUCUUGGCUAUGGAACAGCUGUUACAGCAAGCAGGGACCGAGCGCACAGUGGACGUCUUCAAUGUGGCCCUGAAGCAGUCACAGGCCUGCGGCCUUAUGACCCCAACGCUGGAGCAGUAUAUCUACCUCUACAACUGUCUGAACAGCGCACUGCUGAAUGGGCUGCCCAGAGCUGGGAAGUAGCCUGCGCCCUGCUAGGCGUCAUGUUCCAGCAAAUCCACCCAGGCCUGACUUCCCUAGGAGAGCGGAUCCACCGGGCCUCACACUGUCCAAGGGCAGAGUCCAGGAAUAAAGAGACAUGGUCAAAUUCA